AUGAGGAYGUGCGUGGCGGCUUGGGGGCCUGCUGCCCUUCUGCUCCUUGGGCUCAUGCUUGAAGUCAGGGCUGCACUGAACUGUGUCGGAAACACCUAUCCCAAUGGCCAAAGGUGCUGUCAAGAGUGCCAGCCAGGUAGUGGGAUGGUGAGCCGCUGUGAGGGACCCAGGGAUACCGUGUGCCUCCCCUGCGACCCGGACUCCUACAAUGAGGCAGUCAACUACGAGGCCUGCAAGCCCUGUACCCAGUGCAACCAGAGAAGUGGGAGUGAGCUCAAGAAGAAAUGCACACCCACGCAGGACACUGUCUGCCGCUGUAGGCCAGGCACUCAGCCCCUGGAUGGCUUUAAGCCUGGAGUCGACUGUGCCCCCUGCCCUCCUGGCCACUUCUCACCAGGCGACAACAAGGCCUGCAAGCCCUGGACCAACUGCACCUUGACUGGGAGGCGCACCCUAAAACCGGGCAGCAGGAGCUCAGACACCCUCUGCGAGAACAGGACCUCCCCAGGCACACUACCCUGGGAGACCCAGGGCCCCACAGCCAGGCCCACCACUGCUCUGCCCACUGCAGCCCUGCCUGGAACUUCUCUAGGGCCCUCCACGCCCCCGUCAGAGGCCCCCAGGGGCCUCCCGCUGGCUGCUGUCCUGGGCCUGGGCUUGAGCCUCCUGGCGCCCCUGGCUGUCCUGCUGGCCCUGCACCUGCAUGGAAGGGCCUGGAGGUCAUCCGGGGGAAACAGCUUCCGGACCCCCAUUCAAGAGGAACAGCCCGACGCACACUCCACCCUGGCCAAGAUUUGA
Messenger RNA from Urocitellus parryii (Arctic ground squirrel), 798 nucleotides. RefSeq names its product TNF receptor superfamily member 4 (gene Tnfrsf4). Gene Ontology annotation, biological process: inflammatory response. Gene Ontology annotation, cellular component: external side of plasma membrane. Gene Ontology annotation, molecular function: protein binding; tumor necrosis factor receptor activity. The record is from RefSeq and is a predicted model, not a curated record. NCBI's taxonomy places the organism in Eukaryota, Metazoa, Chordata, Mammalia, Rodentia, Sciuridae.